AUGGCUCGGAUGCGCAGAUUUACAGCAUCUGCGGACAAAUUAUAUGUGAAGUCCUCAGACUCGGAACAUCACUUUUAUGGCUUGCUGUCCAAGAUUUGGCACUGGCGGGCCAAACUUUACUACAGGGGAGACAUUGUCCAGGUGAACGAGCACUUAGAAAACCUUCUACAAUGCACAUGUACUCGAUACCUCGCCCGCCGCGAGGCACUUAUGGGGCUUGCAGAGGUGGCAUUUUGCGAAGGCAGGCUAUCCGAAGCCAUGGAUAUCCUACAACAAAUCGUAGAGAUGUCUGAGGGAGAACGUUCGCAUGAUAUCUUGUGGUAUACUGUGUUGAAGGCCAUUGUUGCAAGCAAGCAGGGGGAUCAUACCCUUGCAAGGGAGCUCAUCUACAAAGCCCCAAAAUCCUCCCAAUUCUUCGAGCUGCGCAGUGCAUUCAUAUUUCUCCACAGAUCUUGUGGCGCGGCAUGCAUCGAGCUCACUGCGGGCGCAUACGACAAGGCCGAAUCCCAUUUCAUAGCUACCAUUGAAGGUUGUGAUAUCCAAGGACAUCUUAAUUUCAAGGCAUAUAGCAAACGGGGACUGGGGGAGAUUGCCUUUGCGCAUGAUGACCUUGCGUUAGCUGCAUGA
This is a messenger RNA of Suillus fuscotomentosus, 627 nucleotides long. RefSeq lists its product as uncharacterized. The transcript has a single exon. Lineage: Eukaryota; Fungi; Basidiomycota; Agaricomycetes; Boletales; Suillaceae. The record is from RefSeq and is a predicted model, not a curated record. Bases 1 to 627 code for a protein of 208 amino acids. Gene Ontology annotation, molecular function: protein binding.